AUGUACGCGUCAAGUGACACUACGGACCUAUUACAGAAACGUGUACCACUCGUUCCUCUAUUAUAUGAUUCUCAUUGGAUUACUUACUUUCAAGAUAUGAGUCCUUUUGAUAUAAAUAUAAAGCCACUGACUGCCAGGUCAACUCGAGGAACUCCAGAUAAUGUCACUAGUCCAUCAGCACGAGCUGUCAGUCAUACUAUUCUGAGAGCAAUAUCGACCUGUGAAGUUGUAAACUUGGAAAUUAGACUUCCUCUGACACCAAAGAGAAUCAAAGCUGUCGGUCCUCAGAAACGAAAGGCAACAGCUUUUAGAACAAAAGCUACAGAAAGGGCUAAUGCAGAUCAUUAA
Messenger RNA from Mucor mucedo, 348 nucleotides. RefSeq lists its product as uncharacterized. The transcript has 2 exons. The coding region runs from base 1 to 348 and encodes 115 amino acids. Lineage: Eukaryota; Fungi; Mucoromycota; Mucoromycetes; Mucorales; Mucoraceae. The record is from RefSeq and is a predicted model, not a curated record.